AAUGAUGAAAGGCAGCGACAAGCUAAUGAAGCUUAAGUCUCUUCUCAAGAAACUAAACUCAUUCAACAACAAGCAAAGCCGCCCUACAUCAAGCUCGGUAGCGGCGGCUUCCGAUAUUGACAAGGAAUCAUCGGCAAAUCUCCAGCCUGUCUACGUGGGAAAAUCCCGAAGGCAGUACCUUAUUAGCCCUGACAUUAUCAAAAGCCCUUUGUUCCCUGAGCUCGCGGGGCGGUCGACUGGCAAAAACGACACCAUCAUCAUUGUGUCAUGCAAGGUUGUCUUGUUUGAACACUUGAUUUGGAUGCUCGAAAAUGCCGAUCCUCAGGCCGUGAUCUUGGAGAAACUUGUCGAGUUUUACGCUAAUGGAGACCAAACGUAA
This is a messenger RNA of Hibiscus syriacus, 379 nucleotides long. RefSeq names its product auxin-responsive protein SAUR76-like. Gene Ontology annotation, biological process: response to auxin. Lineage: Eukaryota; Viridiplantae; Streptophyta; Magnoliopsida; Malvales; Malvaceae. The record is from RefSeq and is a predicted model, not a curated record. Bases 2 to 379 code for a protein of 125 amino acids. The transcript has a single exon.